AUGGCGCGAUCCAACUCGGACGAAGCGACGUCCUACGUCAAGAUGCCUCAGGCGGAACUCGACAGUCGAGGCACCGACGCCAGCCUUGUCGGGUCCCACUGCCAAUACCCCCCUUGUAACCAACUAGAUUUCCUUCCCUUCAGAUGCCAGUCCUGCAACAAGGUCUUCUGCCUAGAGCACCGCACCGAAGAUGGACACCAAUGCACGAACAAGGGCGCCUGGGCCGAGCGCCGACGACAGGCCGAGCUGGCCCGACGCGGCGCCGGUGAGGGCAAGCGCAUGCGCGACUUCAUCUCCCAAAAGCCCUGCGCGCACGACGGCUGCAAGACGAUCAUCGGCACAAGUCUUGUCCCUGGCGUUCAUUGCCAAGAGUGCAACCGUGACUAUUGUAUGAAACAUCGACUAAAGGAAGACCACGACUGUGCCAAGAAGCCGCCAAUAGGGGCCCGCGGUGCGAGUGCUGCCCAAGCGGCAGCAGUCGCUGAAGGGGCCAAGAGCGCGCUCGAGAGGUUGAAGCUCUGGAGUCAGGCGAAGAAAGAGAAGUUGGCAUCGUUCGGGUCGUCAUCGUCAUCCAAGGCGAAGGUCGAGCAGAUGGUGGCUGUCAACAACCUGAAGAAAACAGCGAAGGGUGAUGCGAAGAUCCCGCCAGAGAAGAGGAUAUAUCUUUAUGUGGAGGCUGAGGCGACGACAGCGAAGGCGAAAGUACCGAAGGGGGAGUUCUUUUACAACCAGGAUUGGGUGGUUGGCAAGAUGCUAGAUGCUGCUGCCAAGAGCUUACAGGUUCAGAAUGUCAACAACCAGUCAGACAAAGAGGAGGAUAGGUUGCGGGUGUUCCAUGUUGAAGGCGGCCGACUGCUUGACUUCAAUGAGAAGCUGGGUACGGCUGUGCAAAGCGGAAAUACCGUGGUGCUGCUGAGGGGUGUUGGGCCGCCGCCGGAGCUGAUCGAUCUUUAA
Messenger RNA from Thermochaetoides thermophila DSM 1495, 954 nucleotides. RefSeq names its product zinc finger domain-containing protein. The record is from RefSeq and is a predicted model, not a curated record. Gene Ontology annotation, cellular component: cytoplasm. Gene Ontology annotation, molecular function: zinc ion binding. The transcript has a single exon. Bases 1 to 954 code for a protein of 317 amino acids. Lineage: Eukaryota; Fungi; Ascomycota; Sordariomycetes; Sordariales; Chaetomiaceae.